Messenger RNA from Prorocentrum cordatum, 669 nucleotides. Lineage: Eukaryota; Dinophyceae; Prorocentrales; Prorocentraceae. The record is from the annotation of a GenBank genome assembly.
CGGGCCCCUCCGAGGGGGCCCACCCGGACCCGGCCGAUGUCGCGAGGCGCGCGCUGGGAGGCCCGGGGAGGACUCCGAGCGCCUGGGAGGGCCGCCGCUGUCUCGACUUGGCCCGCCUCCGAUCCUCGAGCCUGGGGGCGCCUUCCGUGCCUCCGUGUGCGAUCACCGGCACGGCGCCUCCGCGGGCGACGCCCCGGCGGGGCUCGCCUCGUCGGUGGCACAGGGGUCUUGGCGGCCCUGCCGCGGCGGCGUGGAGCUCGUGUUCCCCGCCGAGCCUGCCCUGGACCUGCCCGAGCUGUGUGCGGCGUACCGCCGCUGCCGCGACUGCCUCGUGGCGGAGGACUUUGACCUGCCUGACGGGCUGGCCCAGGAGUACUCGCCGUGCUGGGCGGCGUCGCCCCCGCCGAGCGGGGAGGGCGCGCCGCGCGCCUGGGCGCCCCUGGCCACCGCGGGGGCCUCGGGAGAGGCCCCCCCGCCCGUGGCGUCGGGCAUCAUCCUGGAGGAUCCCGGGGAGGCCGAGCAGAGCGGCUCGGACCUGUACGCGGACGACUUCGAGGAGGACGACGCGGGCAGCUCGGGGUCGGACGACGGCCCCGGUCGCGGGGCCAGCGCGUGCGCGCGCUCCUGACGCGAACACCGCGUCGGGCCCCGCGGCGGCUCGCGCGGGGC